Messenger RNA from Oncorhynchus keta (chum salmon), 3663 nucleotides. RefSeq names its product Friend leukemia integration 1 transcription factor-like. Gene Ontology annotation, biological process: cell differentiation; regulation of transcription by RNA polymerase II. Lineage: Eukaryota; Metazoa; Chordata; Actinopteri; Salmoniformes; Salmonidae. Gene Ontology annotation, cellular component: nucleus. Gene Ontology annotation, molecular function: sequence-specific DNA binding; DNA-binding transcription factor activity, RNA polymerase II-specific. The record is from RefSeq and is a predicted model, not a curated record. The coding region runs from base 200 to 1579 and encodes 459 amino acids. The transcript has 10 exons.
GUUGCCGACUGGCGGCUCUCUUAUCACAGUAAGGUUCUCAUUCAUACACCCAGCCUUCUAAAGAUAACUUACUGUCAUCCAUGGUACCGACUUUGAAUAGACGGGACAAAUCAUUUCAAUUGGGGAAUAAUUCAACUGAAAGAAUAGACGACUGACAACAUAACGACAGUGUUGAAGACCUCUCGACCCUCUCGGUUCUAUGAACAUGUUUCAGACCGUGCCUGACACUUCGUCUUACGUCAAGGAGGCACUGUCAUUGGUGAGUGAAGACCAGUCCCUGUUCGAGCCUCCUUACGCUGCUUCUGCCCCUCUACCCAAGACAGACAUGACUGCAUCUGGCACACAGGACUACGUCCAGCCCCACAAAAUCCACCCAUUACCCCCUCAGCAAGAGUGGAUUAACCAGCCAGUCCGAGUCAAUGUCAAGAGAGAGUAUGACCACAUCAAUGGAUCCAGGGAGUCCCCAGUGGACUGCAGUGUGGGGGGUAAAUGCAAUAAGCUGGUGGUGGGCAACGACACAUCUCAGAUGAGUUACGGAAGCUACAUGGACGAGAAGAAUGCUCCGCCCCCCAACAUGACUACCAAUGAGAGGAGAGUGAUCGUCCCCGCAGAUCCAUCGUUGUGGUCUCAGGAUCAUGUCCGCCAGUGGCUGGAGUGGGCCAUCAAGGAGUACGGCCUGCUGGAGAUGGACACGGCCAUGCUCCAAAACACAGACGGCAAGGAACUGUGUAAGAUGAGCAAGGACGACUUCCUCCGACUCACCACCAUGUACAACGCUGAAGUCCUGCUCUCUCAUCUCAAUUAUCUCAGGGAAAGUAGCUCAUCAUUAUCCUACAACACUCCAUCUCACAUGGAUCAGUCUCCAAGCCUGGCUGCCAAAGAAGACCCAUCAUAUGAUGCUGUACGGCGGACUGGAUGGUCGAACAACAUGCACAAUGGAAAAGGCUCGCCGGUGGUCACACAGAACGUGUCCAAGUCCACUGAACAGCCCAGACCUCAGCCAGAUCCUUACCAGAUCCUGGGGCCCACCAGCAGUCGACUGGCCAACCCAGGUUCAGGACAGAUCCAGCUGUGGCAGUUCCUGCUGGAGCUCCUGUCAGACAGCGCCAAUGCCGGCUGCAUCACCUGGGAGGGCACCAACGGAGAGUUCAAGAUGACUGACCCUGACGAGGUGGCGAGGCGCUGGGGCGAGAGGAAGAGCAAGCCCAACAUGAACUACGACAAGCUGAGCCGCGCCCUGCGCUACUACUACGACAAGAACAUUAUGACCAAGGUGCACGGCAAGCGCUACGCCUACAAGUUUGACUUCCACGGCAUCGCCCAGGCCCUGCAGCCCCACCCCACCGAGUCCUCCAUGUACAAGUACCCCUCGGACCUUGCAUACGUGCCCUCCUACCAUGCCCACCAGCAGAAGGUCAACUUCGUGUCCCCACACCCUCCCUCUAUGCCCGUCACCUCUUCUAACUUCUAUGGCCCAACCGCUCCAUACUGGAGCUCCCCAGGGGGCAUCUACCCCAACCACAGCGUCCCCCGCCACCCCAACUCCCACAUGCCCUCUCACCUGGGCAGUUACUACUAAACCCCACUGCACCGUGAUAUCUUCCCCCAACCUCCCCUCCUCUCCCCAAAACCAACCACACCAGGGCUGACCUGCACUCUCGCAAUGAAAUUAAACUAAGACCGAGAGAAAGGGGGAUUCUCCGCCUCCACCCAAAGUCUGCUCUUGACUGGCAAAAUGAAGGACGCUAACUGAAGUAUAAAAAAGAACUGGAUGCUGUGAUCCAAAUGGAAUACUACUUAUUUACAAGACAAUACUGUUUCCAUGUUUGUUUUCUUUUGUUGAUGUGCGUAACAGUGCGUCUGUGUUUUUUCUGCCUUUCUGUCCCCUGAAAGCUGCACCCAUGGGCCAGUUCAGAGUGCCCCCAAAAUCUGGACACGGUUACCCACACAGACGCAGCCUUAUCAAGAGACCAUAGAGGCUCUCAUACCCACUGUGUGCCUGAUCACAGACAUGGACCCAUUCUCUAUGGGACUCAAUUUACAUUUUUCUCAUACAGUGAAACUCCUGCCUUGUUCCUCGUUCCCGUCUCUGGGGUCUCAGAUCCACAUCAUGUCUGUCUGCCUGAUGUUCUGUUAUCAGUUUGUCAGUCCGUCUGCAACUCUUUAUGUAUGGAACUGUGUUCAUCUGGAACUGUGGAGGAAGGGCUCCGAAGAAAAGGACUUCUCAGCACUGAAUGAAAAUGAAAUAUUGGCAACUAGAAUACGCCAUUGAUUCACACUUAACUUAUCCUCCAAACUGGAAGUAGGCGAGUUGGAGACCAGAGUUGGAUGUGAAGCACUGUAGCUAUGUUUUCAGGGGGCCACACACCAGUUGACUGUUGUUACAGUAACUAUGUUUGUCCUCUUCAGCCAUUGGUUCUUUCCAUUCCAGGAUAUAAGUCAUUAUUAAUGUGAAUGCCCUCUGGUCCAUGGAACACAUCAUCAAUUUGACAAUCACAGUUGUUUCUAGAAGAGCUACGUGUGUCACGGUGGUCUCUCCCUCUUCUGUCCAGGCCAGUCAAGUGUCGACACAGAGUGACUUACCACAGCACUAUGUCGUGUCAUGUCAACCCUCACCUAACUGUCUCUGUGCAUUCAUACAGCACUGCCAUUUUAAAACGUGCAUUUUCAGAUGGUUAAAGUUUGUUGUAUGAAAGAAACAAGUGUAUUUAAACAGCUGAAUCUGGACUUUUGUCUCAGUACUUCUUGAAAAUAAAUUGUUUACUAAAUAAAGAACAAAACCAGUAAAGUAAGAAAGGAUGAAAACAGAGAAAUCCUCAGAUUCGCGAACGCUGUGCGUUUGUCAGACAUAUUUUUUAUUGUUUUGUGAACAUCGGUCAACUAGGCAUUAAAGCAACUUACUGUAUAAAUUAUGCAGAGUUAUUUUCAUAUGUGACACAGUUUUAAAAAGUCAAGAGAAUUAAUACGAGUUGACCUCGGUCAAAAAUGCAAUUUUUUAAAAGUCCGUUACUGAUAUGUAGUAUGUUCAACAUUUUUAAACGUUUUAUAUCUGUACAUUUGGGCAAUACAUUUUUACGUUUUUUUUUAUUUUAUUUUUUAAAUUUAGUGAACACAAGAUUUGUUAUAGUUAUAAUCAAAUACCACAAAUGCCUGCUUGAAUCAUAAUCCUAUACUUAUAGUCAAUCUGUUAUUCUGUAUAUACCAUGAUUAUGGUUGCUUUUAAUUCUAAAAUAGGCCAACAAACACGCAUGUCUCAUACCAUUAAGCCAACCGCCCAGAAAUUGGAAGCUUUUGUCUGUGCCUUUAAAAUGGCCAGGUAUAUUAUGGAAAUGAGUGCAGACACCCCUAAUAUUCACUGGAAACAUCUCUUGAAGCUCCAUUGGUUUAGUGGUUUGAACUAAAGGGAAUUUGUUAAAUUUAACAUGAAGGUAAUCAUCAAAAAAUGUACCCUUUUACGCCCACCUCUCAUAAAUAGUCAUGUUCAAUGAAGGGGAACUGUUACUUCAUAUAUGCAACGUAUUUUGGAUAUUAAAUAUAUAAAUAUGAUGUAAUUUUGCAAUUAACCAUUUUAUUAUUUUUGUAAUUCCUGCGAUGUAUUAAGUAAUACCUUUUGAAAUAGGAUUUUUUUGGGGGACAAAAUAAAAGUUUUUACUUCUGAACAGA